AGGUGCACCUGUUCAGAUGGGCGCAGCGUUCGUGUCUGGGAACUGGGGAAUGCCGCCGAUUCAUGGUCGCGCCCGCGUCCCGAUACUGUCCCGAACACCGGCCAGCAGCCGAACAACAACACCCCGCAAGGCAGCCAGUCUUCACUCCCACCAUCGAAGAACUCCUCCGUCCCUCUCUCGUCUACGACCCCGCCCGGCCGGUUCCCCAUUUCUCCACCACUGACAUUUUCCAGGUCCUGACCCUCGUUGAGAAGGAAGGCGAUCUCUCCGAGCACCUUUCAAUAGACGCGAUCAAGCGAUCCUUGCCGAAGACCGCCCGGAAGGUCCGUUCCAACACCAAGGCCGCUGGGGACGCUUGCCCGUGGCAUAGACUCGAACACCUCUCCCACGCAUAUGUGAAAUCCAUCGACACCCGCCCUGGCGCCGUGGCACGAGGCUUGGGGAUGGUCUCCGCCGUCCGCAUCUGGAAGCUGGUAUUCCAGAAGGAGCAAUUCAUGUUCCUGAUGCGAGAUUGGCUUCCGUACCGGCACCAGUGGUUCGGAAUCAGGGAUAUUCUCGACUCGCAGAACCCGGCCCGUGGGAAGCCCCGCCAGUGGAACAAGUUCCUCGGCAAGGAAAUCCAGGCUCAGGCGAAUAUCCCGGAGCUCUGGCGCGAGUGGGCGAGAGAUGAACGUCCUGGUACUGUACACCCAAUCCUUGACCACUUGAUUCCUGAAAUCCUCAAAGGGGAGGUGUUCCUAUGCGAUGCCAUACGCCUGGCUCAUUGGUUCUGGAAUGACUACCACACUGUCUCUCGCUUCGGCCUCAAUGCAGCCACUUCCUGCUCGUUGUUGCAUACAGAACCCUCCUUGCCAUCAACCAUGGCAAAAUCAUCCUCACCCUUCCGCCGUAACCAUCAUGCCCAUGCUCCAAGUGUACCUCAAACAGAACCCUCCGAAGAACUACAUUCCACAAGCCUCGCACGGCUGCGUUCUGGCCCCAUGCAUGACCUCGUCGUGGCAGCUGUCCGGCCAUCGCAAAUCUCUCUUCAACGUGACGGAAAUGCUGCCGUUAAACUCAGCUGUCCUGCCUGCACCAGCAAGUACCGCUCCAAGCAGCCCCAGGAGCUCCGGAGGCAGUUGCUCGCUUUCCUGUACUCCCACCACCGGCUCUACAUGGACAGGCUGGGGCGUCCGUUACCCAGCCUCGUUCUACAUCAGAUCAAUCCGGUCUUUAGUCUCUCGGACUAUCACUGGAUCCGAGUCAUUCUGCACCAACAGUUGAAGCCCCCUCGCCCUCCAGCCUUCUUGCUCUCCAGUCGACGUAGUCUUGAUUUGGGUGUGUCAACACGGCGUUCCUGGGCUCCUGCAGAGGUGAAAGUGCACUUGCAGCCCGCUCCGGAGGACUUUCCGCAGCUAACCGGAAAGUCUUCGCCAGACGUCCCACAGGUUACGGCCGUCCUCGUCAGAAGCUGCGAAUCCCUCCCCGUCGCUUACGAGGCCGACAAUUUGUUCGACUUCGUCGAGGCCCGACGUGUGGUGGAGAAACGGCUUCAUCGACACCUUCUACGGCAGGAUGAUCCGAUCCAACAUCCCGGAGGAUUGCGCCUUUGCCGGGGGCAUGAGCGGCGACAUCUCAGUGCAGCCCGAGGCCUGAUGGAUAGCGUGAAUGACCUGUCCAAGACUGGAGCCGGAUUUACACGGAUUCCCAUUCUCAUGGCGAACGCCCGGACUCCGAUUCUGAUUCCGAGCCGCGGGUGGCAGGUUUCCCCUUCGGAUUCGGAAGAGGACAAUUUAACGUUGAACGAGUUCGUCGAGCGGGCGACAGCAAUUGUCACCAGUCGAAACGUCACAGAGGUGCUGCCGUCUAUCGGCGUGCUGGAGCACGUCGAGAAGAUCUCCAUGCCCAUUCUGCCCAAGGCCUCCCAAAAGAAGGCGCAAGGGGGGGUCACUCCGAGACACUAAGUGCUGGAGCACAGCUCCCACGGCUGAUCAUAAUCAAGGCUGCCUGGGAUUGGGAGCUUGACCAAGGAAAUACUCAAGACAUUCAGAGUCCGCCGGCCAUGAUGAACUUGACAGGCACCUCAACGGCCUGACAGCAGCCCCCACAAUUGGGAAGGAUGGUUCGGUAGACUCUACCCCUUUCUUUUCUCCUUUCUCCCAAGACAGGACCUCUUCCUCAUGCUGCGGGUCCAAUUGAUCGAUCUUCGUCUCGCGUAGAUGUCUAGGAUGGAGGAUGACUGGGGUUCCCAUGGG
Molecule: messenger RNA, 2234 nt
Organism: Aspergillus brunneoviolaceus CBS 621.78
Lineage: Eukaryota; Fungi; Ascomycota; Eurotiomycetes; Eurotiales; Aspergillaceae
Exons: 5
Coding region: 63-1943 (626 amino acids)
Source: RefSeq, a predicted model, not a curated record